Molecule: messenger RNA, 2105 nt
Organism: Pogona vitticeps (central bearded dragon)
Lineage: Eukaryota; Metazoa; Chordata; Lepidosauria; Squamata; Agamidae
Source: RefSeq, a predicted model, not a curated record
AUGGCUGUGCCGUAUCUCACCGCCGUACUCCUGUUGGCCAUGCUGAGCCGGGGCCAGGACUUCCCCUUCAGGGACCCCACAUUACCCUGGGAGGAGCGGCUGGAUGAUUUGGUGAACAGGCUGACGCUGGACGAGAUGGUGUUGCAGAUGUCAAAAGGGGGAGUUAUGUGGAAUGGCCCAGCACCACCCAUAGAGCGGCUAGGCAUCAGGCCAUACAUCUGGAACACAGAAUGCCUCCGUGGGGAUGUGGAUGCUCCAGGCUGGGCUACUGCCUUCCCCCAAGCCCUGGGCUUGGCGGCCUCCUUCAGCCCUUCGCUCAUCUACAGGGUGGCCAACGCCACGGCCACGGAGGUCCGGGCCAAACACAACCACUUUGUCUCCAUCGGCAACUACGAGGACCACACCGGCCUCAGCUGCUUCAGCCCCGUGUUGAACAUCAUGCGCCACCCGCUGUGGGGCAGGAACCAGGAGACUUAUGGGGAGGACCCAUUCCUGACCGCAGAGCUGGGGGUGGCUUUCGUGAAGGGCCUGCAGGGCGACCACCCUCGUUACGUCAAGGCCAGCGCUGGCUGCAAGCAUUUCGAUGUCCACGGUGGCCCCGAAAAUAUCCCCACCUCCCGGUUGUCCUUUGAUGCCAAGGUGAGCGAGCGUGACUGGCGCAUGACCUUCCUGCCUCAAUUUGAAGCCUGCGUUCGAGCGGGAACCUUCAGCCUCAUGUGCAGCUACAACAGGAUUAACGGAGUCCCGGCAUGUGCUAACAAGAGGCUGCUGACAGAUAUUCUCCGUGGAGAAUGGGGUUUUCAGGGCUACGUGGUGAGCGACGAGGGAGCUAUAGAGUUGAUCAUGAUGGCGCACCAUUACACCCAGAGCAUCCUGGAGACAGCGGUUGCUUCUGUGAAUGCUGGAUGUAACCUGGAAGUCACAUGUGUGCUGAAGAGGAAUAUUUUCAGCUAUAUAGGAGAGGCUGUGGCCAACGGGAACAUCUCUUUGGAGCCUGUCCUUGCUGAACUAAGAGGCGUUGUCUUCUCUCCAUGGUGCAGGAGGGGUUUGGCAACGGUCUUCCCGAAAGUUACCUUUGCUGCUGGAUGUAGUUCUCCCAGGUGUGACAAAUACUCCCCUACAGAGGUGAAGUCCACGGUAGAAGCUGCAGACAUUGUGGUUGUGUGCCUGGGGACUGGAAUUCAGAUGGAGACAGAAGCUUCGGAUCGGCCGGAUCUGGCCCUCCCUGGGCACCAGUUGGAACUUCUGCAGGACGUCGUAGCCUGGGCGGCCGGGCAUCCCGUGAUUCUGCUGCUGUUCAACGCAGGCCCCCUCGACGUCAGUUGGGCCAAAGCUCACGACGGAGUGGGAGCCAUCUUGGCCUGUUUCUUUCCUGCUCCAGUCCCCCCAAUGGAGAACUACACCAUGGCGGGACGGACGUACCGCUACUAUGGAGACGAUCCUCCGCUGUACCCCUUUGGCUACGGGCUCUCCUACACCCUUUUCCGAUACAGCGACCUGGUGCUGGGAGCCGAGGUGGUGCCCGUUUGUGGGAACCUCAGCCUCUCGGUGGUGGUGGAGAACGUUGGCCCCCGAGACGGCGAGGAGGUGGUGCAGCUCUACCUCCGGUGGGGAGAGGCCUCCGUGCCCGUGCCCCGCUGGCAGCUGGUCGGCUUCCGUCGGGUGAUGGUACCCCAAGGCCAGGCGACCAAGGUGCCCUUCCUGCUCUCCUUCCGCCAGAGAGCCGUCUGGGCCGGGGAGUGGCGCCUGGAGCCCGGCUCUUUCACCCUGUUUGCCGGCGGGCAGCAGCCCUUCCAGCAAACCCGUGCCCCUUCCAACGUCCUGCGAGCAGAUUUCAGCGUCCUCGGAAGCGCCCUCAAGAGAAGCCAGUGCUAAUGAAGAGGACUCCAGGAGAGCACAGCAAACUGCUGGGCCAAGGGAGAUCUUGAGAAUUAACUUCUGCCUUAAGCAAAACCUGAUCAGUAAACCCUGUGCACCAUUGGAAAGCUUGUGAAUUGUGCGAGAGUUUCAUCUUCCCCUGAACACUCAUCACCCUUGGUUUUGUCAACUGCAGUGGCUGGAACUGAUUGCGGUGGAAAUGUGAUAAGACAGGCAAAGAAGCUUCU